Molecule: messenger RNA, 2020 nt
Organism: Juglans regia (Persian walnut)
Lineage: Eukaryota; Viridiplantae; Streptophyta; Magnoliopsida; Fagales; Juglandaceae
Product: MLO-like protein 3
Exons: 16
Coding region: 169-1908 (579 amino acids)
Biological process (GO): defense response
Cellular component (GO): membrane
Source: RefSeq, a predicted model, not a curated record
AAAACUUCACAAACCGUGUCGAAGCAAAAACCAAAGUUAAUACCUUCACCGGAGCAAAUCGUUCGCAAAAUUGACUCCAAAAUGGGGCGGUUCAAAGCAGCGUUGAAGAGUUAAGACCGGUUCCUAAUUAUUCUUCUUCGUUGUUUUCAAGAAGAAAUAGGAGUAAAUAUGGCUGCAUCCGAGGGAGAAGGAAGCAGUACUUCUCGCUCUCUUCAAGACACACCCGUCUGGGCUCUAGCCACCGUUUGCUUUGUCUUCAUCUCCAUCUCUAUCUUUAUGGAGCACUUGAUCCAUCUCCUUUCCAAUUGGCUCAGAAGACACCGAAAAACUGCUUUGUUCGAGGCUCUGGAGAAGCUUAAAUCUGUGUUGAUUCUCUUGGGUUUCAUGUCUCUCAUAUUAGCAGGAACUCAAAGAUACAUUUCCAAAAUCUGUAUACCGAUUACAGUUGCAGAUACCAUGCUUCCUUGCCGUGUAAGAGCAACAACCAAAACUACCAAAGCACUAGGAUUAAUUGCUCAUAUAUGGACUGGAACAUCUGAAUAUUACUUGCCAGCUGGAAAAGAUGUUCUUGAGAAUGUUUCGUGGCAACCUGAAAGAAGAUUGGCAGCAGCUGAAACCAGUACUUCUGAAUAUUGUGAUUCCAAGGGAAAGACAUCGUUUAUAUCACCAGAAGGGAUUCUUCAGCUCAACAACUUCAUAUUUGUGUUAGCAGUUAUGCAGAUUGUCUAUAGUGUUCUCACCAUGGCUUUAGGAAGGGCAAAGAUGAGGCGCUGGGAAGCUUGGGAAAGAGAAACUGAGACAGUUGAAUAUCAAGUGGCUAAUGAUCCUAAUCGAUUUAGAUAUACAAGACAAACGACGUUCGUGCGCCGACAUAUGAAUUCUUUUACAAGAACAUCACUUCUUCUUUGGAUUAAAUGCUUCUUCCGACAAUUCUUCAAUUCAGUGGCCAAAGUUGACUACCUAACUCUACGCCAUGGUUUUAUCUCAGCCCAUAUGUCAACAAAUAACUCCUUCAACUUCCAAAAGUACAUACAACGUUCGCUGGACGAGGAUUUCAAAGCUGUGGUUGGCAUCAGCCCUUCCAUGUGGUUUAUUGUUGUCGUCUUCAUUCUUCUCGACGUGCACGGUUGGCAUGUGUAUCUGUGGUUAUCAUUUCUCCCAUUAAUUUUAGUGCUACUUCUUGGAACCAAACUGGAAGUAAUUGUAGCAGGAAUGGCUCUUCAACUCAAAGAUCAGAAUAGCGUAAUCAAAGGAACACCUGUGGUGCAACUCAAUGACAGUCAUUUCUGGUUCAAUCGACCCAAAUUCGUCUUGACCCUUCUGCAUUUUACUUUGUUUACGAAUGCAUUUGAGCUUGCUUUCUUCGUUUGGGUCACGUGGCAAUAUGGGAUCAAGUCUUGCUACCAUGAAAAUAUCGAAAUCAUCGUUGUUCGGGUAGCAUUAGCGGUGACAGUUCAAGUGUUGUGCAGUUAUAUUACUCUUCCCCUCUACGCUCUUGUAACCCAGAUGGGAUCACAAUUCAAGAGCAGAGUCGGCCUAGAAGGCCAAACGGUGCAUGCAAUAAAUCAACGGUAUGCUGAAGCAAGGGAAAGGAGGAAAAAGGGGCAGGAUGUUUCUGUACGAUCAGGAUCAAGCAGUAACAGAACCCUGGAUUCGUUGGAUUUGCAUUCUCAUCAUCACCGAGUGCUAACAAUCUCUAACGAGGGCGAGAUCAAAGCUCAUGUUUCCAACGAAUUAGCUCAUGAAAUUGUUGAAGAACAAUAUGAUCAAGGAGUUCAUGACCAAGAUCAUGAUGAGGAAGAACUUGACCAAGUCAUGGAUUCGACAUCUGAGAUUGUGCAGAUCGAAAUGUCAGAAGUUAGCACCUCUAACUCAAAAAUAUUAGAGAGUCCUGGCAUGAUCUCAUAGAUAUGAAUUCUCUUAUUGUAUAGCUUUUUCUUUUCUUUUUCUUUUUUUUAAAUAUACCUCCUGUUAUCAUUUCAUUCAUAGUUCAAUUGGUUACAAACUUUAUCAUGUACAA